Salvia miltiorrhiza (redroot sage) is the source of this 2835-nucleotide messenger RNA. Its product is annotated as ATP-dependent zinc metalloprotease FTSH 8, mitochondrial-like. The transcript is spliced from 8 exons. The record is from RefSeq and is a predicted model, not a curated record. Gene Ontology annotation, molecular function: zinc ion binding; ATP-dependent peptidase activity; metalloendopeptidase activity. Gene Ontology annotation, biological process: protein-containing complex assembly; mitochondrial protein processing. Gene Ontology annotation, cellular component: m-AAA complex; chloroplast thylakoid membrane. Lineage: Eukaryota; Viridiplantae; Streptophyta; Magnoliopsida; Lamiales; Lamiaceae. The coding region runs from base 152 to 2635 and encodes 827 amino acids.
AAAGAGAUUCUUCACCUCUCUAAUUUCGUACAAUCAGAGUUACCAACCGCAAAAACCCUACGCAUAUAAUCAAUUCACACAUAGUUUCGUCACUGAAAUUUUCGAAGAAAUUCAAGGAGAAAACCGACGCGAAUCGUUGGAAUUUUGAAGAAUGAUCUAUUCCAGAAUCGGAGCUUCGCUAGCUCGUUCCUCUCGUUGCAGACAGAAUGUGGUUAACGGAGCUAGUAAGGGGAGAGCCUUCAUUUGGAACAAAGUGAGUUUGAAUGGAAAACUAGAGUUUAUGAGAGGUUUUUUAGCUGCUGCUGGAGCUAAUAAAGGAUCGAUUUCUAGGGCUUCUUUGUCAGAUUUGAAAUACAUCGCUGGAUACCCGGGAAUUUAUCGAUUUUUCUGUAGUAAACCGCCCAAGAAGAAGAAUUACGAGAAUUUUUACCCCAAUGGCAAGAAGGAGAUUCCGAAAAAGAGUGAGCAAGAGUCGGACUCCAAAGAGAAAGAGAAGAAAUCUGAGGAUGAUGGCAACACUCGGUUUAACUUCAAAUUGGAUGACCUAAGUACGCAAAAUAUGAUCAUUAUUUCGCUGGUGCUUUCGCUGCUAGUAUCGAUAGUAACGGAGCCAGCUAAAGGGAAACAGAUUAGUUUUCAAGAAUUUAAAAAUAAGCUUCUUGAACCAGGUUUGGUCGACCAUAUCGUUAUUUCGAAUAAAUCUGUCGCCAAAGUAUAUGUAAGAAGCUCACCGAAGAAUGAUAGUAGCCAUGAUUCAACGGAAGAAUCUGAUUUUAAUACUCCAGUUAGCAACACACAUCCAAGAUCAAAAUCAAAUACAUACAAAUACUACUUCAACAUUGGAAGUGUUGAAAGAUUUGAAGAAAAAUUGGAUGAAGUCCAAGAAGCAUUGGGCAUAGACCCACAUGAUUAUGUACCUGUUACUUAUGAUUCAGGAGAGAACCACCUCCUAGACUUGCUUGGUUCCCCGAUCAUCACAUUUUUGUUACUGUCAAUACUUUCUGUGAGCCGAAAAAUGCAAGGUGGAUUCGGAGUAGGUGGUGGUGGUGGAAAGGGUGGUCGGGGAAUAUUUAACAUUGGAAAAGCUCACUUUACGAAGAUGGAUAAGAAUGCAAAAAAUAAGAUUUACUUCAAGGAGGUUGCAGGUUGUGAUGAAGCAAAGCAAGAGAUUAUGGAAUUUGUUCACUUCCUAAAGAACCCAAAGAAAUACGAGGAGCUGGGGGCCAAAAUCCCUAGAGGCGCUCUAUUGGUUGGACCUCCCGGGACAGGUAAAACACUCCUAGCAAAAGCAACAGCUGGUGAAUCUGGCGUGCCUUUUCUGUCCAUAUGUGGUUCUGAUUUCAUGGAGAUGUUUGUGGGAGUUGGGCCUUCGAGAGUUAGAAGUUUGUUCCAAGAGGCAAGGGAAUGCGCACCUAGUAUCAUAUUCAUAGAUGAAAUUGAUGCAAUUGGUCGGGCGAGAGGACGUGGAAGAUCUACUGGUUCCCAUAGUGAGCGUGAAAACACUCUUAACCAGUUGCUUGUGGAAAUGGAUGGAUUUGCAACAACUUCUGGUGUGGUUGUUCUUGCUGGCACUAAUAGACCAGAUAUCUUAGACAAGGCCUUGUUGAGACCUGGUCGAUUUGAUCGCCAAAUUAGCAUAGACAAACCUGAUAUCAAGGGCCGUGAGCAAAUAUUCCAGAUCUAUCUGAAGAAGAUUAAAAUUGACAGUGAUCCCGCUCUCUUCUCUCAGAUCUCUCAGAGACUAGCAUCCCUCACUCCUGGAUUCGCAGGUGCAGAUAUUGCAAAUGUUUGUAAUGAGGCUGCUCUAAUUGCUGCCAGAUCUGAUGAACCAAAGGUCAAAAUGGAACACUUUGAUUCAGCCAUAGACAGAAUAAUCGGUGGUCUUGAGAAGAAAAAUAUGGUUGUGAGUAAAAUUGAACGCCGUACUGUAGCCUAUCACGAAUCAGGUCAUGCUGUGGCCGGCUGGUUUUUAGAACACGCAGAACCUCUGUUGAAAGUAACUAUCGUACCUCGUGGCACUGCUGCACUUGGCUUUGCACAAUAUAUUCCUAACGAGAAUCUUCUGAUGACAAAAGAGCAGCUCUUUGAUAGAACUUGCAUGACUCUUGGUGGACGUGCGGCAGAACAGGUGCUGCUGGGAAAAAUAUCAACCGGAGCUCAGAACGAUUUGGAGAAGGUGACGAAGAUGACGUAUGCGCAAGUAGCAGUGUAUGGUUUCAGCGAGAAAGUUGGUCUUCUCUCUUUCCCCAAUAGAGAUGAUGGAUUUGAGAUGACCAAACCAUAUAGCAGCAAAACAGCUAAUCUUAUAGACACUGAAGUCCGUGAAAUGGUUGCAAAGGCGUACGAGCGGACGGUUCAAUUGAUAGAGGAACGCAAGGAGGAGGUUGCCAAGAUUGCUGAGCUCUUGCUCCUGAAGGAAACUCUUCACCAGGACGACAUGGUGCGCGUGCUUGGUGAGAGGCCCUUCCAGCCGGCUGAGAGGUACAACUUCGACAGGUCCCUAGACGAAGACGGCGGGAGUAAGAAGCAGAGUACAACGGGAGGAGGAGGAGACGACGAGGGGAGUAAGGAGCAAAGUACUACGGGAGGAGGAGGAGACGGCGGUGGAGCUGCGCCUGAGGCUGUCACGAGGUAGGUAGUAGUAUUUUGAUGAUCACGAAUGGGAUUAGGUAUUUAGCAUGGAAAUAGUAGGAAUUGAAUGGACUAAUGAUGGGAGAUGAAUGAGAAUGAAUGGUUGAUUUUCGUGCUUGGUAUGCACUAGGAAUACAAUCGAUUCAUUCCAAGUUAAUGAUUGGUAGCUAUAAAUAAAACGUAGUAAUUUUUUAAAAUAAUAAA